Messenger RNA from Papilio machaon (common yellow swallowtail), 1653 nucleotides. It is a transcript of the gene Rpn3, whose product is annotated as probable 26S proteasome non-ATPase regulatory subunit 3. Gene Ontology annotation, biological process: regulation of protein catabolic process; ubiquitin-dependent protein catabolic process. Gene Ontology annotation, cellular component: proteasome complex; proteasome regulatory particle, lid subcomplex. The record is from RefSeq and is a predicted model, not a curated record. The coding region runs from base 115 to 1602 and encodes 495 amino acids. Gene Ontology annotation, molecular function: enzyme regulator activity. The transcript has a single exon. Lineage: Eukaryota; Metazoa; Arthropoda; Insecta; Lepidoptera; Papilionidae.
UUUUUUGACAGACUGACAGCCAGCAUGAAAAUUUAGUUUCGUGUUUGUCUAAAAUUUCUUAUUGUCUUAAUAACUUAUUAGUCUUGAUUGAAGUUAGUAUCAAAAUAUCAAAAAAUGGCUCCGGUUGAACAAGAUGUUGAAAUGAAAAAUGCAGAUAGUCCAGCUGGAGUGAGCGAUGUAGAAAUGAGUGAAGUGAAGAAAGAUGCUGAUGUACUAUCUGUUCAAGACCUACGGGAACAUGUCAGACAAAUUGAUAAGGCAGUUUCAUCGAAGGAACCGAGAUUUGCUAUGCGAGUAUUACGAUCUAUUCCAAGUACAAGGAGGAAGCUAAAUGGCAAUGUUUUGCGUGCCAUAAUAAAUCAACUGUUUCCAUCGAAUUCAGACAAAGAAGCUCUACUUUCGUUUGUGGAGAGUCCUGUCCCGGGUGCCGUAGAAAUUGAAGCGCCUCGCUCGAGAAGUGCUCCGAAAACGCCUGCUCCUGAGGUAGAUGCUUAUGUGCAUCUUUUAAUAUUGUUGCGAUUGUUAGACACAAACAAACUUGAAGAAGCGACAGAGUGUUCUCAACAAUUAAUGAACAAAGUGACCGCUCAGAAUAGAAGAACUCUUGAUUUGAUUGCUGCCAAGUGCUACUUCUAUCACUCUCGAGUUUUUGAACUCACUAACAAGUUAGAUUUGAUAAGAGGAUUACUCCAUGGGCGCUUGCGUACAUCUACUCUUCGUAAUGAUUAUGAGGGACAAGCAGUUUUAAUUAACUGCCUCUUACGUAAUUACCUCCAUUAUUCUUUAUAUGAACAGGCUGAUAAAUUGGUCAGCAAGUCUGUGUUCCCUGAGAAUGCCAGUAACAAUGAGUGGGCAAGAUUUCUGUAUUAUCUUGGGAGAAUUAAGGCAGCUAGGCUUGAGUACAGUGAUGCUCACAAGCACUUAGUUCAAGCAUUAAGAAAAGCUCCACAGACUGCUGCAGUUGGUUUUCGUCAAACUGUGCAGAAAUUGGCUAUUGUUGUAGAGCUGUUGCUGGGAGACAUACCUGAACGUGCUAUAUUCCGUCAAGCGCAACUAAGAAAAGCAUUGGCUCCUUACUUCCAGCUAACUCAAGCUGUGAGGCUGGGUAACUUACAGAGGUUUGGAGAAGUACUUGAGAAUUAUGGCCCUCAAUUUCGAACGGAUCAUACUUUUACAUUGAUAUUGAGGCUAAGGCAGAAUGUAAUUAAGACAGCAAUCCGUUCAAUUGGUCUAUCAUAUUCACGCAUAUCACCCAAAGAUAUUGCAAGGAAGCUCGGCUUGGACUCUGCCGAGGAUGCUGAAUUUAUUGUUGCAAAAGCAAUCAGGGAUGGUGUGAUUGAGGCUACUCUUGACCCUGAAAAGGGAUACAUGAGCAACAAAGAGAGCUCUGACUUGUAUUGCACAAGGGAACCCCAGCUGGCGUUCCACCAGAGAAUUUCAUUCUGUUUGGAUUUACACAACCAGAGUGUGAAGGCCAUGAGAUAUCCUCCUAAGUCUUAUGGAAAGGAGUUGGAAAGUGCUGAAGAGCGCAGAGAAAGAGAACAACAAGAUCUUGAACUUGCCAAGGAAAUGGCAGAGGAGGAUGAUGAUGGUUUCCCUUAAAUUUUUCACAUUAUAUUUGCACUGUUUGUAAUAAAGAUGCAAAUAUUAAAU